AUGAAGUUUGGAUCGUUUACUGCAGUUAUUUUAUUCAAAUAUGGAUACUCUGAUGAUAUUUGGUUGCCGUACAUCAGUAUAUUGCUAAUAACAGUUGAUGAUAGUUGCAAUUAUUGGGAUGACGAACUGACACAGAAAGCGCAGCAACAGAGUGACACUUGUCGAUUCGGUCAUAACAUGAACGCUGGAAGAGUCACCUCGAAAUGGAGCAAGUGGGUCGGGCAGAACAUUGCAGGAUUCCAAACAUAUCAAUCAGGAUUUAAAGCUUGGUUCAAUGGGUACAAGAAUUACAGUUUUCGAGAAAAGAUUUGUCGUGGAGGGUGCCUAAGUUAUACACAAAUCGUAUGGGCGAAAACGAAAGCCGUCGGCUGCGGUGUGACGAAUUGCACCGGCAGGCCAAACUUCCCAUACGGCAUGUAUCUUGUUUGCAAUUACGCGCCGGGGGGGAACUACAACAACCAAUCUCCGUAUGAGGCCGGCAAUUGUGUUGGCCGUUAG
Dicrocoelium dendriticum is the source of this 498-nucleotide messenger RNA. The record is from the annotation of a GenBank genome assembly. Lineage: Eukaryota; Metazoa; Platyhelminthes; Trematoda; Plagiorchiida; Dicrocoeliidae.